AUAUUGCAUUUGUGAGCUAGGUAGCGACAUAUUAUCAUGGCUACCAACGCUUGGAAGUUAUUGAUUUUGUCAUUUCUCAUAAAAAGUUUUGCAAAAUGUGAUGAUAAUUUUAUGAAAAGUAGUUUAGUAUUUGUCAUCGAUGAUACGGGUUCGAUGGCAAAUGUUAUAAAUACCGUGAAACAAUACGCCAACAGAAUAUUUGACGCUGUAUUGAAUAAUGAAGACUCGCAAAUCGAUAAUUUCGUUUUAGUGACGUUUAAGGAUCCUUACGUUCGCCAACGCGUCGUGACGAGAGAUCGUAAUGCAUUCAAACAAGCUUUGGACAGCAUAAUUGUAGGGGGAGGUGGUGAUUGUCCAGAGUUUUCAUUGUCAGGCAUAGAGCUCGGUCUUGAGCUAAGUCUCCCGCGGUCUCAAGUAUAUGUGUUCACUGACGCUUCAGCAAAAGACUACUCUAUUUAUGAACAAGUCAAGAACCGCGCUCAGGAGAAAUCAUCACAGAUUAUAUUCGCAUUGACUGCUGGAUGCGCAAAUGAAAUAAUACUGGAACGCUCAUUGGUAUAUGAUCGAUUGGCGUCAGCGACCUCCGGCCGUGUAUUCCAUUUAUGGACACAAAACAUUGACGAGCUACUGAACUGGCUGGUUGAAAACGUGAAAGGGCGAAUGGCUGUAGUGGCCAAGAAAGAGUUUCCACCAGGAUACCAUAAUUUAACUUAUACCAAAGACCAUCAUACCAGCCAAGUGUUUAUAUCAGUCACAGGGACAAAACCACAAAUUCACGUCGUUGACCCUAAAGGUUCCGUAGCGCCCACGAGAAAGGUUAUUGAUAGAUCUGAAAGUGCGGUUGUUAAGGUGGAAAGUCAAGAAACUGGCACUUACACAGCAUCAAUAAGCAGUCCAAGUAAGACGAGCGUUAUUGUCACUGGGAAAACAACAAUUGAUUUCGUACACGGAUUUUCUACUUCCAUACCCACAUCUAUAAAGGGAACGUCUACCAAACCGCUACCAGAUGUCAAGUCAUACUUAUUGAUCGAUUUAGAUAUAUUGAAAGGUGGCGAAGUAAAAUUAACCAGCAUUCGAAUAUUGGACUUGGAAGACAAUGUAUUGUUGGAACAACAACUGAAAAUUGUCGAUGAGGAGACGCGUUUGUAUGCUACUGUUGAUCCUUUUGAACCACCGAAACAGAUGUUUAAUAUUCUUGUGACUGGCUAUGUCGUAGACAAUAAUGAGGUAGUUAAGAGGAUGGUUCCUACACCUCUUGAACCCGAAUCAGUUGCACCGCGCAUACAGGAUAAUGGUAAAACGACGUAUACUGCGCUGAAAGAAUAUGACACAGUUCUGAAGAUCCCAUGCCAUGCUACAGGAUACCCGAAGCCAACCAUGACGUGGAAAGUUGACGGGAAACCCAUUCCGGAAGGUUCGAAAUACUCGGUCAAGGAGGGAGCAUUGAUCGUUCGCUCACCACUUGUAAGUGACAGCGGCGAAUACACUUGCACAGCUACGAACAAACUAGGGACAGACAGCAAGGUCUUCAAAGGAAUUGUGGAAGAUGGAAUAAAUAGAUAUGACAAGGUUCAUAACGUUCAUGUAUUAGCAGGAAAACAGUUUGAACUAAAAUGUCAGCUGCCAUAUUCAGAGUCUGAUGUAAUUACGUGGUUUUACAAUGAUCAACUAAUCAAUACGAAACCUCACACAAAGACACUGCACUUGGAAGGUGACAUAUCUAAAGAUGGUAACUACUCAUGUCGAGUCAGCAACGAAAAUGGCUAUGUGAUGGAUACGUACGAAGUAGACUUCGGAUUCGCCCCAACAUUCAAGGCCUAUCAGGAUGAGGUAUUUGAUUGGAGAGGCAAAGGAGACAUGGAUUGUGCUGUAACUGCUAAACCUAGUGCUACGGUCCAAUGGAUUUAUAACGGGAAACGUAUAGGCGUAGAUGAUGAUCAAUUGAUUUUGCCGAUAUCUGGAUUGGGACAGUACAUGUGUAUCGCGACUAACGCCCAUGGCUCCGUAAAGAGAAAUUUCAAUAUAACCACCUCAGCCUGCCUUAUAAACAACAAAGAGGAUUUGGACUGGCGUUCACCGAUUUUCGUUGCUGAAGAUGGAAAAUGGUUACAUGGUAAAACAGAAAACGACUUUUACGUAAUAUCUAAUGAAGAGAAACUCACUUUAUCCUGCCGAAGCCAGGACUCAGUGCCGAACUCGUUUAGAACGCUUCCAGGAACUGACGAAGUUAAGGCUACAUGUGUUGGUGAAAAUAAGUUUUUAGUCGACGGAAAAUCUUACAAAUACUCUGAUUUAAAAUGUGAUCGAGAUAUUAAGCCUCAAGUGAAAAGAACAGGAGAGCAGUGUUUCAACAAAGACACAGAAAUGAUUCAAAUCGGUUACCAGCUUAAAGAAUUUGUUGAAGUAUACAGAGUUUGUUUCGACGUCGUAAACAAUGUUCCAUUGUACUCACAAGUCAAAAAUCUUAACGAUAACAAAUUUACUGGAUCUGUGCCUCAUUGGCACGUAGCUCCCGGCUUAGAAUCCAAAAAGAAAAACUCGUAUACCUACAAUAAGUCAUCGCAAAAUUGCGGUGUCGUUAAGAAACAGUUGCUUAAUGGCAAUUACGUUCCCUUUGGUGCGGCUCAGCGUAGUACCUUCAUUGAAAACUUAAACACAGUACCCGUUUGGCAAAACUGUGAUAAUUCUAGAGCGGAUUGGAGUGACAUAGAAUCAGCUCUAGAACUCUAUAUUGACGAAAUUGAGAGCAUGUGGUCGGGGGCAAGUCACUAUGUUGAUGCUGGGGCCGAAUAAUGCCUGAGUAUUUGUGGAAGGUCGUAAAAUUGGUGGACGUGGAUCCAAUCGCGAUAGUAUUCGUUAACGAUCAACGCCCGAAAGAGAGUCAACUCCUUUGCAAGAAUGUGUGCCCUGUCGGAGGUGAAUCACUGGUGGAAUACGCUGACAAAUACACUUAUUGCUGCAAAAUGAAUGACUUCCUCACAGCAUUGAACAUUCCUAAAGAAGUGUUUACCGUUUAGUACAAACCUAGUAAUAUAACAUUAUAUAAUUAUAUAGUUUUUAUUUUGGAAAAUAUUUGAAUUGAGAAUUGUGUGACACAAACAAAUAACUACCCAACAAUUAUUUAUUUGUACGGAUUUAAUUCAUAGGCCCUUUAACAGUUCAUAAUGUUACAAAGAAUAAAUAUUAUUUUGGUAUUGUUUCUCCUAAAAUAUUAUAAUAAACUUAGGACAUUAUUCAAAUCAAUGUCGGUCAGCCUCAGAUAGAUCUGCCGUAUCAUCGUCUGCUUUAUUGUUUGCUUCGCCUUUGAUCCCCAUUCUCUUCCAGCGUCGCCUAGUCACGGGAUACCUACCGACCUACAAAAUUCUAACUACAUCAAUCUGUUUUGGAGUCUUCAUACCGUUUUAAAAAGCAAUUCCAAUCGAAUAUAUAUAUUUGUAAAAUGCA
This is a messenger RNA of Manduca sexta (tobacco hornworm), 3444 nucleotides long. Its product is annotated as hemicentin-1. Lineage: Eukaryota; Metazoa; Arthropoda; Insecta; Lepidoptera; Sphingidae. The transcript is spliced from 16 exons. The record is from RefSeq and is a predicted model, not a curated record. The coding region runs from base 37 to 2793 and encodes 918 amino acids.